AUGGCCGAGCUGCAGGAACAAAAACAGUGUGAGGUAAAAGGCCUUACAGAAGAAUCAUUAGUUGACCGGUUGGCGAAGCAGUUCAACACUGACAUCCCGUUUGGGGAGCCCAAGCUCAACUUGGAGGACGACAUAGACGAAACCGAGUUGGCUGAUACUUCCUGCAACAUGGUCUAUGUACUUCCCGCGAGAUAUGCUCUGCCAAUAGCCGCGCAAGAAUGUGUGGAGAAUGAAGAAGGGAUAGAGGCCUUCCACUCGCUGUACGAAAGACUAUCCUCGUACCUGGUGGAAAAAGAGGCCUAUGAUCGUGUCGCAACCUUGGAAAUUGUCAACGAGGAGUUAUCUGACCAAGAACAAGCAGACGAAGAAGAGAUUCAGCUGGCUCCAGCAGCACUGGAUGACACCCCUCCUAAGGUCAGGGAUCCUACAGAGAAGAGAGCCAUAAACCUGAUUUUCCACGACAUCCUGGGAAAGAUUUUAGAGGUUUACAUUGAUGACGUGGUCGUCAAGUCCAAACAGCGCGGGGAUCACAUCACGGAUCUCAGGAAAGUCUUCGAGAGAAUGCGGCUGCACAAGCUCAAGAUGAACCCCGCCAAGUGCAUUUUCGGAGUUCAAGCAGGGGAUUUUCUGGGCUUCAUCGUCCAUCAACGGGGUAUUGAGGUCCCUGAGGAUAAGGCAAGCGCAGUCAUCAACGCAUCUUCCCCACGAACAAAGAAAGAGCUACAACGAUUGCUGGGUAAGAUUAACUUCCUGAGACGUUUCAUAUCUAACUCUGCAGGUAAAAUCCAACCUUUUUCCCCUCUACUGAAACUACAAGGACAGAAUGAGUUUGUGUGGAAACCUAAACACCAAGAGGCUUUUGACAAAAUUAAGGCCUAUCUGGCGAGCCCACCAGUACUCGUUCCCCCUAGAGCUGGCAUUCCAUUAAAGCUCUAUAUUUCAGCAGCUGAGGCUUCCAUUGGCAGCCUACUCGCCCAGGAUGAUGAAGAAGGUGUCGAACAUGCCAUUUUCUACCUCAGUAGGACACUGACGGAUUGCGAAACCAGGUAUACUCCUAUGGAAAAAUUGUGUCUUACAUUGUACUUCUUAGCAUGCAAGUUGCGACACUACAUGUUAUCCUUUACCACUUGCAUUAUCGCUCAAACCGACCUGGUUAAGUACAUACUGUCGCCACCUAUUCUGAGAGGUUGUAUUGGCAAGUGGGUACUGGCUUUAUCCGAAUUCUCGCUACAAUACGUUCCACAGAAAGCAGUGAAGGGACAAGCCAUCGCAGACUUUCUGGUGCAUCACCCUAUGUUGGAUGUCCCCACAGUGAAAGAGUUAGAGAUAGCGACCGCAGACAUAACUCGACCAGAUUUGGCGCGCAUCCCAGAAUAUGCUAUAUGGUAUCAAGCCACAUGCACCAAUAAUCAAGCAGAGUAUGAGGCCCUCAUUAUUGGCCUAGAAGUGCUACUGGAACUAGGAGUGAGAGACGUCCAGAUACGCGGUGAUUCUUUGCUUGUCAUCAAUCAACUUCAAGAGAAGUACAGAUGUGUGAGCUGCUUGCUCGUCCCAUAUUUGGAUCACGCCAUUGAACUUCUGAAUCAAUUCGAUGACGUGGGUUUGGAAUUUAUUCCUCGUGAGCGCAACUUUGCGGCCAACGAACUUGCUCAACUGGCUACAGGCAUUACUUUGAAAUAUGGGGUUCGCGAGCGAAUCCUGAAGGUUGAACGACGCACUCUAACAUCGUGGCUCACACGACCUGACACGCCAGACGAUCCAGUCGUCGCGGUCCUCGAACCUAUUGAUGUAUACUGGCGCAUCCCUUUGAUUGCUUAUCUAAAGCAACCAGAUCCCACUGCAGACCGGAAGAUUCGCUUUCUUGCUCUAAAUUACUUCCUCAGAGGCGAUGAGCUACGCCGACGCGGCGAAGAUGGCAUAGACUUCCGAUGUGUGUUUGGCGUCCCUGAAGUUUUAGUAUCGGACAGGGGAGCAGCGUUCAUGGGUGGUGACGUAGAGCAGCUCGUCAACGACUUGGGCAUACAUUUUGUCCACAGCACAGCUUAUUAUGCUCAAUCUAAUGGUCAAGCAGAGGACAGUAACAAGAUUAUCAUCACCCUACUGAAGAAGAUGCUUGUUGCCAACCCUCGCCAAUGGCAUGAGACAUUGUAUGAAACGUUGUGGGCUUACCGCACUUCCAAGCUGGCUCCUACUGCCACGACGCCCUAUGCACUCAUGUUUGGUCACGACGCGGUGUUACCUCUGGAGAUCAAUGUUCAAUCCCUGCGCGUCCAAGAUUAG
Rosa rugosa (rugosa rose) is the source of this 2280-nucleotide messenger RNA. RefSeq lists its product as uncharacterized. The record is from RefSeq and is a predicted model, not a curated record. Bases 1 to 2280 code for a protein of 759 amino acids. Gene Ontology annotation, molecular function: nucleic acid binding; RNA-DNA hybrid ribonuclease activity. The transcript is spliced from 5 exons. Lineage: Eukaryota; Viridiplantae; Streptophyta; Magnoliopsida; Rosales; Rosaceae. Gene Ontology annotation, biological process: DNA integration.